Messenger RNA from Hydractinia symbiolongicarpus, 417 nucleotides. RefSeq names its product ankyrin repeat and death domain-containing protein 1B-like. Bases 1 to 417 code for a protein of 138 amino acids. The transcript has 4 exons. The record is from RefSeq and is a predicted model, not a curated record. Gene Ontology annotation, molecular function: protein binding. Lineage: Eukaryota; Metazoa; Cnidaria; Hydrozoa; Anthoathecata; Hydractiniidae.
AUGUCAUAUAUCCAGAGACUAACGAUAUCAAAAUUCAACAGUUAUCAUUUGGCUGCAUCAUAUGAUCGUCACUCAAUAUUAGAUAUGUUAUGUCGACAUGAUGUAACAAACAUCAACCCUGUAAAUGUUAACAACCGCACACCAUUACAUUAUGCUGAAUUGUAUGGUCACAUCUCAUGUGUGGACGUUUUGUUGCGUCAUAAAAAUAUUGAUGUGAUGAUCAAAGAUAAUCAUGGAGGAACAGCUUAUGAUUGUGCUGGAGGGAGGUUGAAAAAACAAAACUGGGAAAUAAUAAGACGAAAAUUAAAAGAAUACGAAAGACAGCGGAAUAAAAAAGAGAUAAAGUGUGAUGUGUGUGAACAUGCCAACCUGGGCGUUGGCGAAAGCUUGCUGAAAGAUAUAUUUGGAUAUAUCUAA